Molecule: messenger RNA, 8454 nt
Organism: Nannospalax galili (Upper Galilee mountains blind mole rat)
Lineage: Eukaryota; Metazoa; Chordata; Mammalia; Rodentia; Spalacidae
Gene: Bltp3a
Product: UHRF1 binding protein 1
Exons: 21
Coding region: 237-4550 (1437 amino acids)
Molecular function (GO): histone deacetylase binding
Source: RefSeq, a predicted model, not a curated record
UCUGCGGCCCGGAGCUGGGAGGGCGCCGCGCGGUCGCAGUGUUUCUCCGCCAAGUGCGGUGCCGCGCGGGUGGGUGGGAUCGCGGCGGAGUUUCGUGCGCCGUCGUAGGGUGAUAGAGCGCCAUGGCUGCUGUGGCGGUGGUGGCCGGUGCCAGCGUCGCUGCGAGGUGAGGCGUACCUCUUCACGAGCGCGAAGGCCGCAGCGCGCGGGCCUUCCCCGAGGGCCCCGACUCCGGCAUGGCCGGGAUCAUCAAGAAGCAGAUCCUGAAACACCUGUCCCGGUUCACUAAGAAUCUUUCCCCGGACAAAAUCAACCUCAGCACCCUGAAGGGGGAGGGUCAGCUGAACAACUUGGAGCUAGAUGAAGAGGUUCUACAGAAUGUGCUGGAACUGCCUACCUGGCUAGCCAUUACCAGGGUCUACUGCAACAGGGCCUCCAUCCGGAUCCAGUGGACCAAGUUGAAGACCCAUCCAAUUUGCUUGUGUCUGGAUAAGGUGGAGGUGGAGAUGAAGACCUGUGAGGAGCCUCGACCCCCCAAUGGGCCGUCUCCCAUUGCGCUGGCUUCAGGACAGAGUGAGUACGGCUUUGCUGAGAAGGUGGUAGAGGGGAUGUUCAUCAUCGUUAAUUCCAUCACCAUCAAGAUUCACUCCAAGGCCUUCCAUGCUUCCUUUGAAUUGUGGCAGCUCCAGGGCUAUAGCGUCAACCCCAACUGGCAGCAGAGCGACCUUCGUCUGACCCGCGUCACAGAUCCCUGCAGAGGAGAGGUUCUAACAUUUAAGGAAAUAACUUGGCAGACACUUCGAAUUGAAGCAGAUGCUACAGACAGUGGUGAUCAGGACCCAGUGACCACUCCACUGAGGCUUAUUACCAACCAGGGCCGGAUCCAGAUAGCCCUCAAGAGAAGAACCAAAGAUUGCAAUGUGAUUGCAUCCAAGCUGAUGUUCCUGCUGGAUGACCUGCUCUGGGUGCUGACCGACUCACAGCUCAAGGCCAUGAUGAAGUAUGCUGAGUCAUUGAGUGAGGCCAUGGAGAAGGCAGCCCAGCAGAGGAAGAGCCUGGCCCCUGAGCCCGUGCAGCUCACUCCACCCCCUCCUAGUGCCCAGCAGACCUGGGCCCAGGCAUUUGGUGGCAGCCAGGGCAACAGCAGCAGUAGCCGUCUCAGCCAGUACUUUGAGAAGUUCGAUGUGAAAGAGUCUUCCUACCAUCUCCUCAUCUCCCGCCUGGAUCUCCACAUUUGUGAUGACAGCCAGUCCCGAGAGCCAGGAGUCUCUGCAAACAGGCUCACAGGAGGUGCCAUGCAGCUUACCUUCCGAAAGAUGGCGUUUGACUACUACCCCUUCCAUUCUGCAGGUGAUAGCUGCAGGCAUUGGGUGCGGCACUGUGAGGCCAUGGAGACCCGAGGCCACUGGGCCCAGAAGCUGGUGAUGGAAUUUCAGAGUAAAAUGGAGAAGUGGCAAGAGGAGAUGGGCCUGAAGCCACCGUGGCACCUGGGGGUGGACUCUCCCUUCCGGAAGAGAGCAGACUCUUUCGCUAGUCCUCGGAAGAACUCUCUUGACAAAAACCCCACUCAGGCCCGACAGGCUGCCUUUGGGCCUCCAGCGUGGAAUCGCUUACGUUCUAGCUGCUUGGUUGUUCGAGUGGAUGACCUGGACAUCCACCAGGUGUCUACAGCUGGACAGCCGAGUAAGAAGCCAUCCACUCUCCUUUCCUGCAGUCGCAAGCUUCACAGCCUCCCAUCUCAGGUGUCUGCCAUCCAUGUGGAGUUCACAGAGUAUUACUUCCCAGAUAAUCAGGACCUUCCAGUUCCCUGUCCCAAUCUCUACAUUCAGUUAAAUGGCCUGACAUUUACUGUGGAUCCUGUCAGCUUGCUCUGGGGAAACCUAUUCUGCCUAGAUUUAUACCGCAGCUUGGAGCAGUUCAAAGCAAUCUAUAAGCUGGAAGAUUCAAGGCAGAAAGAUGAACACUUGGACAUCCGGCUGGAUGCGUUCUGGUUGAAGGUGAGCUUCCCUCUGGAGAAGAGAGAGCAGGCGAAGUUGCAUCGUCCCCAGGCCCUUAUCUUCUCUACAUCAGGCAUGAUUGCCACCAACACCCGUCAUGCCCCACAUUGUAGCUGUCCAGAUCUCCAGAGUCUCUUCCGGGGUUUCGCUGCUGCUGAGUUCUUUCGUUCCAGUUGUGAUCGCUUUCCCAGAGUUCCGGGAGGUUUCGGCCUUCUGCACAUGCUCUUUCUACAUCAUGCUUUCCAGAUGGAAUCCCUUCCGGCUCAGCCUAGUUCCCACCCUCCCCAGAGGCCUGUGGCUUCCCAGGAUCUUUGGUCCCUCCACUUUAGCCAGAUCUCCUUGGACUUUGAAGGCACAGAGAAUUGCAAAGGCCAUACCUUGAAUUUUGUGGCUCCCUUCCCCUUGUCCAUUUGGGCCUGCCUUCCUCUCCGCUGGCAACAAGCCCAAGCACGGCAGCUCCUUUUGGCCUCAGAGGGGAGACUGAAGCCGUCAGCCAGCUUUGGCAGUCCUGUGCAUUCUGAGACUCUUGCCCCUGGGUCUGUGUCCCAUCAGAGGUCGAAGACUGAGCGGGAUUUGAAAAGCCUGUCGGGUCUUACAGAGGCCAACGAGAUUAUGAGAGAAGGUGGUAGUGGUGUGGACCUCAAAGGGCCUGUGGCAGAGCUGGACGAUGUGGCAGAUGUCCACAUGCUUGUACACUCCCCUGCCCAUGUCCGCGUGAGGCUCGACCACUAUCAGUACUUGGCCCUGCUCCGACUGAAGGAGGUACUUCAGGGGCUCCAGGAGCAGCUGACCAAGGAUACAGAGGCCAUGACAGGGUCACCUCUGCAGGACCAGACAGCUUGCGUUGGUGUCCUCUUCCCCAGUGCUGAAGUGGCUCUGCUUAUGCAUCCUGCCCCUGGGACUGCUGAUGCUGCUGCUGACUCUGCAGGUUCAGAUACCACCAGCCUCAUAGAUUCAGAGCUGUCUCCGUCAGAGGAACGGGAACCCAAGUCUGAUGCCUCCUCAGAUCAGGGCCCAGUGAGCCCUGAGAAGGUUGUGCAGGACAGCAAUGUUGAAAAUCUGGAUGCCUCCCAGGAAAGGCUGCAUAGUGAUGGAGACCUGCAGGACUCGGCUGCACUUGCACAGCAGCUGGCAGGAAAGGGCCACGAGGCCGUCGAGUCCCUACAGGCCAAGAAGGUGAGCAGAGCCCAAAUCUCCAGCUCACCAGCUGCAUUGAAGCCGCUAGCUGGCAGAGGUGCCGCUGUGAAUGGUCAAGUCGAGCCCAUCCCCUUGAAACACAUUGAGGGGGAAUUGUCAAGUGCUAUUCACAUGACCAAGGAUGCCACCAAGGAGGCUCUCCAUGCUACCAUGGACCUCACCAAGGAAGCCAUGUCCCUGACUAAGGAUGCCUUCAGUCUGGGCAGAGAUCGCAUGACCUCUACUAUGCACAAGAUGUUGUCCCUGCCUCCCACCAAGGAAGCCAUGGCCAAGACAGACGAUGUGGUGGCAGCCCCAGCGAGUGGAGGCGCCGCCCGUCUCCGACUGUUCUCCAUGAAGAGGACAGUAUCUCAGCAGUCGUUCAAUGGCAUCUCCUUGGACAGCAGUGGCCCGGAAGACCGGAUUUCCGUGGACAGUGAUGGCAGUGACAGUUUUGUGAUGCUGUUGGAGUCUGAGUCUGGUCCAGAAUCUGUUCUACCAGGACCUGUGACAAGUGUCUUGGAUGAUACUGGUGUUCAAGGGAGCCCUGCUGUGGAUAACUAUGGCCAGGGGUCGCCAGAGGCCAACAGCUCAGUAUCACCCAGUGACAACCUUGUUCUUCACUCGGUGUCAGUCUUGGUCCUGAAGGUGAAUGAAGUGUCGUUUGGGAUUGAAGUACGUGGUGAGGACCUGAUGGUUGCUUUGCAAGCUGAAGAACUUGCCCUGCAGCAGCUGGGCACCGUGGGACUCUGGCAGUUUCUGCACGGACAGUGUCCAGGUACAAGCUUUCAGGAAUCAUCACAUUUGAAGACUGGCCACUUCAGGCCAGCUGUGGGCCUUCGCUUUGAGGUGGGGCCUGGUGCAGCAGUUCAUUCCCCACUGGCCACACAAAAUGGCUUCUUGCAUUUCUUGCUUCAUGGCUGCGACCUCAACCUGUUCACAUCAGUGCUCAAUGGCCUGGGCCCUUUCUUGGAGGAUGAGGAAGUUCCAGUGGUGGUCCCCAUGCAGAUUGAGCUCCUCAACUCCCGGAUCACCCUCCAGGAUGAUAUUCCCCCCAUCUAUCCAACAUCCCCUGGCCCUGUCCCCAUCACUCUGGCCAUGGAGCAUCUUGUGCUGAAGCGGAGUGACGAUGGCGUGUUUCACCUUGGUGCUCCUGCUCAGGACAGAUCAGUGGCUGAAGUACCUGAGAAGCAGCAGCCCCCCAAAGAACAGGUGUUCCUGGUGCCCACAGGAGAGGAUGUUGGACCGCAGGAGAAAGACUUGCCUACUCUACAGAAAGAACUUACAGAAACCAAACAAGCACUGGCCAGUGCCAACCAGGACAAAGAAAAGCUUCUGCAGGAGAUCAGGAAAUAUAACCCCCUCUUUGAGCUCUGAUAGCAGCAGCUCAGCCAUCUGUGCCGAGGAGAGAAGACAUCACCAGCAACAGCACCACCUAGGACACGAGUGUGUGUAUCUGCGGAGGAUGCCAGUGGGGCAUGCAGACCACUCCAGUGUGUGCUUCCUGCUGGCUGUCAUAGUCUGGGUGGAUGACAGGGCGGAGCACAGGCCACACUGCAGGGAUUAGUGUGUAUUUGGCUCUGCAUUAUUUCUUGCCCACAUGGAGCCUUGUGGCUCUCUGCUUACUAGGGGGAAUCUUCUCCACACUGUAGGGCCACCUCCUUGUUUUGUGGCAGAGGUAUUGGCUUCCUUCACAGCCUGUGUGAACAAGUAUCCACCUCCUCAGUCACCCACAGGGCCACCAAAGAUCCCAUGUCCCAGAGCUUCCUGUGACAGAUCUGAAAAGACCUUGGCCUGAGUUUUGGAGCAGAGCAGGAAAUAGCCCAGCCUAGUGGGUGCAGAGGAGUCCUAAAAUCAGGGAGAUCUGGACCAGCUAUUCUGGAAUGGGAGCUAAGCUCACGUCUUGGCUGAUAUUCCAGGCAGAUUUUUCAGGGUCAAUCUUCCUUUCUGUUGAAUUUCAUCAUUUUUUGUUGUGGUAGAAAGAGCUGUGACUCAGCGAGAUCAACCUUCCCCCCCAAGAACAAUUUGACAUUUAAAUCAAGAGAAAGUAUUCACUGUGAGCUCAGCUGAGGGCCUAAUGAGGUGGGAAUCAACUGGGGAGCCCGAUUCUCGGUCCCCUAGAGGCCUGCUGUCUUCCACAGCUGUCCUAACAGCUCGUUUCUGCUGUCACCGGGGUCCUGCUCACUUGCUUUCCCAGCACUGACUUUCUGCCUCUGCUCACCUUGGCACUUGGUGGUGCAAGCUAAGUGUUUAAUCCUAAACAUCUCGGCCUGCUGCCUCUGUCCCCUCUAUUACUGUGGCUUUCUAAAAUCAUGUAAUUUUGACUUAAGUAAAAACAAAAGCCAAAAGCCCUUCAACCUCAGUUUCCUCCUGGUCCUAUCAAAGCUGUCCCCUUCCCCUUGUCUACAACUCUGCUCUGUGUUUUCAGCUGUGCUGAUUGUUACGAGCUUAUCACUAACUCACUUAACUUACUGAGAUGGUCCAUUGUGAGUUAAUGAUGCCACUAAAGUCUUAAUCAUAUGUAAUGAGGAAGGAAAAGUAAAACUUCUUGGGGAACCAUGCUUGACUUGAACACUUUAGUUUUUGAGGAUAAAAAUAAACAAGCAUCAUAAAGGAGCAAGAUUCACGGGUUCAGCGUUGCAUAGGACUUCUGUCAAGCUCUUCACUAAGGCAAAUUUCAAAACAUCACUUGCAUAGGAUGUGGGAAUUUGUCAUGCUGAGGAAACUGCAUUAUAGACCCAGGAAGAAAUUCAGGAGAGAAUGUUAACAGGUGAAGCUUCCUGAGGGUUGGUGCUCAGUUCAUCCUUAAGAUUUUUAUAAAGGACCUGAACUUCAGAUGAAGUCCAGUGUUGACUUCCAGGCCAUGGAAAGCUACCAGAAACAGAAACUACCACAAAGCCAUAGAAAGGUCUUAAGCAGCAGGGCAAUGAAUGCUCAACAUGACAGAUGAGGUUCAGCAGGAAGUGGGAGGUAAGGCAUGUAUACAAGAGUGGUCAGCUCACACAGCAGAGAACAGUUAAAAGUCCGGAAAGGGCUGGGAUGUGGCUUAGUGGUAGAGCAUCUGUGUAUUAUACACAAGGGCCUGGGUUCAUCCCCAGCACUACAAAAAAAAAAAAAAAGAUCAAGCAUAUUUGAAAUAAUAAUACUGAAACCCAGGAAAAACUCCAAAGUCUUGGUGAGGGAGGAGGGAUCUGUGUGCUGCUGGGGCCAAAAGCCUGAUGCCCUCUCAGAUUCAUCAGGAAGAGCACUGGAGACAAGAGCAGCACCUCAUGCAGAGCCAUGGUGGCAGCUUGAUCUGGCUACUGAGUAUUUCUAAUGGCCUCAUCUACCCAGUAGAUGGAGAAGAGAACAGUCCAGAGAACAGCAAAAGCUAUGGCAAGUGUACAUUUAAGAAUUAGACCAGCUGCCAAGAUGAAAGCUGAGGGAGCAGGUGACCACAUAGCCCACCCACCCACCACAUCCCUGUGGCAUCCCUCCAUGCAAAGAAAAUUUCUACCAGGCACUGCUGAGUGUGCUUUUCCUUUAAGCAUGCAGUGGAGACAUCUAGGAUCAAGGAGAGCCCCUCAAUGGCCUGAGUGUCAGGUUUCUGAGCUGAGGGAGUCUGGAGUGUCCACAUGACACAUGGAGCUGUAGAAUCCCCGACUUUCGGUAUAUGAUGGCUGUGCCCCGUCUUGAACUCCUCCCUCAGGAAAUGAGGUACGAUUCUUUCUCCAUGGGAUUUUAGUCAAGUCAUCUUUAUCAUUUCAAUUUCCUGUUCCCUGGGGGAUGAGCAGGCGAGCCUUGCAUAAUGAAGACAUGCAAACCAGGUAUGUGAACCUUUGGGGUCAGUGUCAAGGGCAGCAGAAUGGAGAGCAGGCUCAGUCUUUCAGGACUGCUUAUGCUUUCUGCCCUGGAGUAUAAGACUGAAUAAAUAAUAAUACCUCAAGAAAAUGUCUUUAGUGACAGCAACACUAUCUCUCAGAGGCUUCGACCACUGUGCACUUUCACUUGAGCUGUGAUGCAUUUGUUAAGACAAUUGUAUCGUCUGUGACUGUCUUGAUUUCUUGUUUACACACAUGCACCGGGGAUACAUAUGCUCUGGUGUGUGUGGACUUGAGCUAAUUCCUCUGUGACUGGCCUGUGGGGAUGGCUGAUUAACCUAGUUCCUCUGAUGUAAGGUCUACACAGGUUUACCUGACCCUCAUUUUGCUGUAACCUUUAUGCCUCUUUCUGUGACUCCGAGAGAAUGGUACUGGUGUAUAAGAAAGAGGGUAGACACCACUUCUCACACAGCUGUAACAGAUGGUGUUUCUAUUUAACUCAUGGUAGCUCCUCCUGAGGGGAACCAAGAGCAGAGUGCUGGAAAGGGGCAGUUUGAAGUGCUGCCAACGUGGGACCUCCCAAACCUUUACUAGAGUGUUAUAUUCAGACCACAAAACUGAAAAUACCUGAGUUUUGCUACCCAGGCUAGGCCAGUAAUAUCUGCCUGAGAACCGUGAAGCUGUUGCCUGGAGAAUCUGAGGGGAUGUGCCAUCUCUUCAGAGGCUGGGGCCUUUGUCUAGGUGCUCCCCAACCCUCGGAAUAGGGAUGUCCCAUUCACCUCUGGGUAGGUAUGGACAGUAGCUAUUCUGGAAGGGCAUUUUGCCCUCUAUGGUACAGGGAAAUUCUCUUGUACAACCUUUAAUGAUGAGGCCUUACUAAAUGGCCAGACUUGGGAUUUGAUCUUCCUGUCUUGCUAGUAAGUUUCAGCCUUAUCUAAUAUCCUGAUUGCAAAAGGAGUAGUUCCUGCGAUAAAAAAACACCCAUUCGAGUUGAGAAAAAAAUCCACUUUUGUCAGUUUUAGUUUUUGUCAAGAUAGUGACUGAGUCAUACAGCAUUCUUUGUGGAGUGCUCCCAUGAAGUGUCCUCUGCGUUGGCUAAGCCAGUGAAUUUUAAUGUAAGCUACUAAAGUCUGAUCUGUCCCAGUCUGAGAGUCUAAGCUGUUUCCCUGACUCUGGGUGCUAAACAGAAUGAGAAUCUACUAAGACUUGCUCAGGAAAGCUCAAGACAGCUUCAAAGCCUUCUCCCCAUUGACACUGAACAGCACAUGGGAAGCAGCUUGGUGGCUCUCCAGUUAUAUCAGGUCGCCUUACCAAUCACUGUCAGUGAACCACCACUCCACUCCUGAGGAGGGCAAUGGGAAUUACCUAACACUGGAAUCCUGGUCAGUAUUCACAAACUGUAAUGUAAUAUCUAAUCAAACUGAGUGUACUGGUUCUGUGAACCACCUGAUUAAAACAAAUUAAAUACUAUUAUUAAACAA